Molecule: messenger RNA, 3123 nt
Organism: Prinia subflava (tawny-flanked prinia)
Lineage: Eukaryota; Metazoa; Chordata; Aves; Passeriformes; Cisticolidae
Gene: PMAIP1
Product: phorbol-12-myristate-13-acetate-induced protein 1
Exons: 2
Coding region: 208-459 (83 amino acids)
Biological process (GO): DNA damage response; apoptotic process; release of cytochrome c from mitochondria
Source: RefSeq, a predicted model, not a curated record
CUUUUCGCUACGUCAGGAUGCAGGGAAAUCCCCGCCGGACUCCCGCUUUUAGCGCCGCGCUCCGCCCCUGUGUUUGCAAACCGCUGCUGCCACCGACGAGAGAGGAGCCCGGGCGCCCCGUGCCCCGCCGAACCGAGCCCGGGCGCUCCGUGCCCCGCCGAACCGAGCCCGGGCGCCCCGUGCCCCGCCGAACCGAGCCCCGCCGCGAUGAUGCCUGGCCGGACCCUGCGCAAAGCCUCGCCGCCCGCCGCUCCUGCAGGGAGCGAGGCGGCGGCGGACUGCGCCCUGGAGCUGGCCCGCAUCGGCGACAGAUGGCACCUGCGGCAGAGGUUCCUGAACCUGGUGGCCAAGUGGUUCUGCCCCGAAACGUGGGCUGCCCGCGGACACGGCGAGCGGAACAGAAGAGGACCUUGGCUUUGUGGGUUUGGAAGAAAAGGGUCCACGGACAGUGGGAGAUGAAGACACCUCAAAUCUUGCUGCGUUGGGUUUAGCUGUCUGUAGCUGCCGGAGGAUGACUAUCACAUAAUUUGUCUGAAGAAAGUUACAGCAACACUGGGGCAUGAAUGCCAAGUGGGAAAUAGAUAACGAUGGGCAGAGCCCCUAAACUGUGCAGUGGUGACUUGGGGCAACCUGGUGAUGUGGGGAGACUUGGGGCAAGACUGAACUUGCCCUUCACCAUGGUCUGAGAACACUUUCAGGAACCUGCUUUCCUCAGUCACCCUCCGGUCCUCAUGUCCCAUAGCUGUAUUUCACCGAGGAGUUCAGCCCACCUCCAGGAUGAAGCCAAAAAAGUUGUCAGUGUGUUGGAACUUGGGAUCACAAACCGCACAGGAAAAGCCAGUUGCUGGAUUUUUGACUGCUUCUCUUUUCUAAAGUAUGGAUCCCGCUGGACAGGGAUCUGGUGGUGGGAGUUAAUAUUAAAGACAACCACUAUCUUUAUUGAAAGAAUAUUUGUUACAAGAUGUUCUAUUGCAGACUAAAAGUUGUAGUUCUAUGAAUUAACACAGUGUUGCAUAGUUCUAGUCUAUAUUAUAAAUAUAUAGCGUAAGUUCAUAUAUAUAGUAUGUAUACAUAAAAUAUAAAUGUGUGCACUGCUAGUGCAUGUCAUGAGUAUUUAACAGAACUAUCAAUUGAGAGCUAUUUGCUUAAUCUCAAAACACUGUAUGAAAAAAUGUUCAAAACAUGACAAAACUCAAUAUAAACCAAAAAAAGGCUUAGUAUUUUCUGAUGAUAAUGGAAAUAAAUCAUGCUUCUGAGAGGGAAGCAUAUUUUGGCAUUAUGUAAGAUAUGUAUCAAUAUAUAUUACACAAACAGAUACUGAGGUAAUUGUGGAAGGAUUCUUUCAAUAUUACAAUGAUUUUCUUGAUAACAGAACAAUUCUGCUGUGUCUUUUUAAGUAACAAAGUAACUUCAAUAGAAGUAGAUCCUAAAGUUGAAUCUCAAGUUUUGCUGAGAAUAUUAUUUAUUCAAAGAAAGCAGCUACCUCUCUUUGAAGAAAUAAUAUCAAUAGAAUUGAGCUUUCAGUGGUACAAGAAAGUAGCCUUAGACUUUUGAAUGUUUAAUUAUAGUUAUGGGCAAAGGUUAUUCCCUUGUACUUCAUUUCCAUUUCAUUUCAUGGCCUCCUCAUUUCAGUUCCAGAAUGGUGGAGCUACUGCAGCACAUCCAAUGGAUGGUGAUGCACCAUCACCACUGAGGGGUUACAUGGGAAUGACCCAUCUCACUGAGGGGAUAUUACCUUUGGAUGGCUUCAGAAGAGCCGAAUUAAACAUGUUGGUUGCUGUCAAGGCAAGACAAACAGUAACUUUGCUAGUGAAUUCAUGUCAAGCUCCAUCCUAAACAGUAUUUUUCAUGGGUCCAAGAUAGCAAGAAAAAAGGCUGAAGCUGUUCCAUAGCUACCUCUAAGGUCACUGGUCAGAGUUUCUUCCCUUAACUAACCUUGUAUAUAAGUACAUUUGCAUUUUAUAGGGCUGUAUAGUUCCACUUUGUUGUGUCAAUUCAAAUUAUGUCUUCCUCUGUCUUGUGGUGAAUUCUUGUUUGUAUUUAUAAUUUAUUUUUCUGUUAUCUCUUCUUAAUCUGCCUUUGCAAAAUUGUCAUUAUAUAACUCUCACAAACCAACGGUGCAGAGGCUGUUAUGUAUUGACACUGACUUCUGUCACUGGGCAGAAGCUGACAGACUUUGCCUUUUUUCCACAUGGAAGACUUAACCCCAUCCAUCCCGGUGCUGUUACAGGGAGCUUUGCUUUUGGCUUGAGCCACCUGCAUGCUUCCCUUUCCCUCUAAACUAGCCAGUACCUUUUCAGGGAGAACAUAAUGUCUCAAGAAUAGCUGUUAUCUUACUGCUGCAAAGGAGUGUAUUUUGCUGACAUGUACAUAGGUCAGCUUUUCAGGUACUAAACAGUAAAUGCAAAGAGUUUCAGAGCAGCAGAACACCACCUCCCAGGCAAGCACUGCAUCCAGCUGGGCAAAACUUCACCAGAGGCAGCUCCAGCUUCAAGAGAAGGGUUGCUGUAGUAUAUCCUGCACUUGGUGGAGUCUUGUAAUUUUCAUCAAGGACACUGAGCAAUGACCACUCCUGUCUGGAACUCCCAGAAGAAUUCAGCAUUAGAAUUUGCAUUAGUAUCUGAGAAGUAUGAGAAUAAAACUGUUCUGUUCAAUGAAUGCUGCUUGCAAAGUCAAGAGGAAAUGAGGUGUGGAUUUGUAGAGCCCACCCAGUUCUUCCGGCUGUAGCACAUAUGAAUAGUACACAAGAAAGUAUACUCAUAAACGGAUUGUCAUGGGGAUAUACAAGUUUAGUGUUAGCAGAGUAUUUCUCUGCCUAGUUAUGCAAAGACUAUUUGGUGUUCCUGAAAUGUUUUUGGUAUUUCUGUGCAUUGUUAAGAAUGGUAGUGUUCAACAGGAACUCAGAAAAAAGGCACAGAUGCAAGAGGUCAGUGCCAGUAUAUGACUAAGCGCUUGCUGAUGUCCACCAUAGAUUUCUUUUGUUAGCUCUGCAAAGGAUCUGCUUUAUGACUUUAUCAACAUGAGUUUGUUUUCCUUAAGGCCUGUUCUGGAUGUGUGCCAGAUGUGUUGCUGUAUGCCUCAUGCAUGUAUGUCUUGAAUUCUUGCUAAGAUAAUAAAUACAAA